Molecule: messenger RNA, 1680 nt
Organism: Styela clava
Lineage: Eukaryota; Metazoa; Chordata; Ascidiacea; Stolidobranchia; Styelidae
Product: alpha-tocopherol transfer protein-like
Cellular component (GO): membrane
Molecular function (GO): phosphatidylinositol bisphosphate binding
Source: RefSeq, a predicted model, not a curated record
GUUAACUGGUUAAUGUUCUGGAAUGGCAUAAUUCUAAUUCCUCUAAACAUUUGAAAAGUAAACAGUGCACUAGACAUCUAGGACUUCUCCUAAAUUGCCGUGUUCCGCUAUUAAAAAUGUCUGGUCCGAGAUAUAAAUGUACGUUAUCUGAAGAAUUAUUGGAUAAAGCUGUUCGUGAGUUGAACGAGCCGCGAGACAAUGAAAAACGAUUGGAAGCCAUUGACAAAUUGAGAGACGCAUUCAAGGAGAAAUACAAGAAUUAUACAUUGAUAAGAGAAGAUGACGAGUUCAUUUUAAGGUUUUUACGAGCAAAAAAAUUUGAUCAUGACAAAGCGUUGAAAGUAUUGGGAAACUAUCAUUACUCGAGAAAAGAUUUGCCUGAAGUUUUCGAGAGAGUGGAGAAUCCAGCAUUAUUGAAAGACACUGUGGCUAUUGGAUAUGUUUACGUCCUACCACACAAAGACAAAGAUGGUGUGAGUGUGAUGAUAUAUCGUGAUGGACUUUUGACUGACGAUGUAGACGUUUACAGUUUGCUUGCUUUAUUUAUGCUCGGCCUUGAAAGAAUGUUGGAAGACGAAGCAUUUCAAAUUGACGGGCUCAGCAUCAUAGAAGAUAUGAAAGAUUUGAGUUUUAAAGUCAUUGUAAAAUUUACAAUGUCGGUAAUGAGAAAAAUGAUGUUUAUGAUUCAAGACGCGAUGCCAAUUAGAUACAAGUUGAUGCAUCUUGUUAACGAAGGAACAUUCUAUGAUGCUAUGUUUAAAAUGAUUAAACCAUUUUUAAAGAAGAAAAUGAAAGAACGUAUCGUACUCCAUGGAACCAAUUUCACAAAACUUCACGAACAAAUUGACCCCGAAUAUCUUCCCGGAUAUCUUGGUGGAACGGGGGGUGACCCAAUUGAAGCAGCCAUAAAAUGGGGGGAAGAACUUUGUGAGUGGAAAGAAAAUCCAUCUACAGCACUUUAAUACUGAAAGAUAGAUGAAUUAUUUACUUGUUUGUCUAUGCAUGGGAAAUUUAUAUGGAACCAUAAAUGGACAUAAUACAGUAAUAACAUUUCAUAUCUAGUAUUAUGAAGAUAUCUAAUUGAUCAUCAUACAGCAUUACAUUUUGAUGUAUUCAUUAUAUCUUAUUUCUUUCCUAUUAUAUAUCUAUUUUAGGUCCUUGUUGAGUGUCUUAUAAAGAAUUAAAAAAUAAUUUUAUUAUCUUGUUAUGAUCUCACCAUAUUUCAUGAAUUAUGAAAGUGAAAAUUUGUUUAGUUGAUUAGCGGAGAACUACGAUCAUCAUUUGUUUGAAAAUUUGAGUCAUAAAUUUACCUCAAUGAAAAAUACGGUUCACCUAAUUUUUACCAAGGUUAUAAUAGUUUUUUUUUCUAAAUUCAUGCAUUGUAAUUUUGUUAUACAGAAUAUACUAUACAGAAGUGGAAAUAUUCCUAAAUAAUUUUAAAAUUGUUCCAAUCUUGUACAUUUGUUAUAAAACUAUUUUCUCUGAAAAACCAACAUUACUGACAUUAUUAUGUUAUUAAGAGUCUUACUGCACACUGACAUAUUUCUGACAUUACUGCAUUUAAAUCUAUAUUUUUUUCUGUGCAAUGUAUACUAAAUUGAAAAUAUACACCAAAGUAAUUUAGAUGAAUUUAUGCAUAUAUUGUAUAUUAUGUUUAAUUGGGUCACUUCAUUUUUUUAG